Eubalaena glacialis (North Atlantic right whale) is the source of this 882-nucleotide messenger RNA. It is a transcript of the gene BARX1, whose product is annotated as BARX homeobox 1. Gene Ontology annotation, cellular component: nucleus. Bases 1 to 765 code for a protein of 254 amino acids. The record is from RefSeq and is a predicted model, not a curated record. Gene Ontology annotation, biological process: regulation of transcription by RNA polymerase II. Gene Ontology annotation, molecular function: RNA polymerase II transcription regulatory region sequence-specific DNA binding; DNA-binding transcription factor activity, RNA polymerase II-specific. Lineage: Eukaryota; Metazoa; Chordata; Mammalia; Artiodactyla; Balaenidae. The transcript is spliced from 4 exons.
AUGCAGCGGCCGGGGGAGCCGGGCGCAGCGCGCUUCGGCCCGCCCGAGGGUUGCGCCGACCACCGGCCGCACCGCUACCGCAGCUUCAUGAUCGAGGAAAUCCUCACUGAGCCUCCGGGGCCCAAGGGCGCCGCUCCAGCCGCCGCCGCCGCCGCCGCGGGCGAGCUGCUCAAGUUCGGCGUGCAGGCUCUGCUGGCGGCGCGGCCCUUCCACAGCCACCUGGCCGUGCUGAAGGCCGAGCAGGCGGCAGUGUUUAAGUUCCCGCUGGCGCCGCUUGGCUGCUCCGGGUUGGGCUCGGCGCUGCUUGCCGCGGGGCCUGGGUUGCCCGGCGCUGCCGGCGCGCCGCACCUGCCGCUCGAGCUACAGCUCCGCGGGAAGCUGGAGGCGCCUGGCGCCGGGGAGCCGGGCACCAAGGCCAAGAAGGGGCGUCGGAGCCGCACCGUGUUCACCGAGCUGCAGCUGAUGGGCCUAGAGAAACGCUUCGAGAAGCAGAAGUACCUCUCCACGCCCGACAGAAUAGAUCUCGCCGAGUCCCUGGGUCUGAGCCAGUUGCAGGUGAAGACGUGGUACCAGAAUCGAAGGAUGAAGUGGAAGAAAAUAGUGCUGCAGGGCGGCGGCCUGGAGUCUCCCACCAAGCCCAAGGGGAGGCCCAAGAAGAACUCCAUCCCCACGAGCGAACAGCUCACGGAGCAGGAGCGCGCCAAGGAGGCGGAGAAGCCGGCGGAGGCGCCGGGCGAGGCCGGCGACCGGAGCCACGAGGACUGAGCGCGGCAGAGGGUUCGGGCCCAGGGAACCCCAGCGCAGUACGCGGCCCCCAUAACCCGCCGGAAGCCGCGAAUCGGCCCUUCUGCGUCCACGCCGUUUGCUUUCUAAACUUUUUAU